AUGCAGUCCAUAUUCAUGAUGUGAGCAAUGGCACCCCAAAAAGCUCCUGUCCAAUUAUUUCCAUUUUUUUUUAAAAAAGCAGUGUGCCCUUUUGACACCCAACAGCUCAGUAUAAUAUUAGGGCUGUAAAUUGCAAAAUUGUGAGUAGCAGGAAGAUAGUUUAAAUGUUGUCUAUUCACCCUAUACGUAGAUUGUGACUCCAAUUCCAUAGUUUGUUUUUUAUUUUUCUUGUGUGAUACGUACCUUACCAAUGCUGCUUUCACUCCUUUAUUCUUUAACAACACUAUCCUAUUGGAUCUCUGAACAUGAAUACACAUAAAACAAGAAUACCAUCUUUAAAUUUCAAAGCAGACAAUGAAGAAGAGCUAUCAAGUAGUAGAGAAACUUCUGAUAUGGAAAUUGAUAGUGACUACAGUCCUCCUGCAGAAUUCACUGACAGUAUCAGGAGAAGUGCCGUGCCGCGAAUGUCUGCAUAUCAAAACAUGGCAUCUAGAUCUUUUGAAAAAGAAGAAGAAAUAGUAAACCGUUAUUCUAACCUCUUGUCCCACAGCAAUGUCCAAGUUAAAGAAACAAACAAUGUUAUAGAAGAGGAGCUGGAGGAGAAGGAGGACGACAAGGAGAUUCAAUGGCCAUUCCACCUCUAUCAACCUGCUGACGAUGUUGUCCUGAACCAAUACUAUCCAGAUAACGCUUCUUCUAUUGACUUUGUUCCCAAGAUGGAAAUUCAGGAUAGUAAUCGAAUAAAAGGCGGUUUCAUCAACUCAAAUCACUACAGUGAAGCUGCCUACUCAAGAGACGCCCUAGCCCGACUUAUCGCCACAGAUUGUGAGGAAUUGUGUCAGGAUAUUGUGGAUCACUACCAAAUGCUGCAAUUAUAGUGCUAGUUGGAAAAAAACCAAAAAACAAUUAAAUCACAGCAAUAAUUACCCAAAUUUGUUAGUGAUCUACUUUGUCUUACACCAAGUUAAAAAGUCAGUUACCUUACAGAGACAAGGAGAGCCUUUCUUUUGGGUACUAUAUAGCAAUAUGAUUGGAAAAGAACAGAUAACCUACCCAAAUAAAGCAAAUAGAUUUGUGUUGGCUUUUAUUCUUCUACUCCUUUGGAAGGCAAGCUAGAUGGCUAUGACAUAGUUUUAUUAUGGUUUCCCUUUCUUAAUAUGAUAUGUACAGCAUUGUCAAAUGAAAGUCCGUAAGUUAAAGGCCAAGAAAAACAAAUUUGUUGACCCCGCACUCCACAGAUCUUCUACUUGAAUAAAUGCACAUAGAAGAUCUAAAAAAAGCCGAGGAAAAAAAAAGCCAAACUGGUGCGUACACUCUAUCUGUAAAGGAUCUGGAAACUUUGUUAAGUAUUCAAGCAUGAAAUGAGC
Mycotypha africana is the source of this 1367-nucleotide messenger RNA. RefSeq lists its product as uncharacterized. The transcript has 3 exons. Lineage: Eukaryota; Fungi; Mucoromycota; Mucoromycetes; Mucorales; Mycotyphaceae. The coding region runs from base 306 to 878 and encodes 190 amino acids. The record is from RefSeq and is a predicted model, not a curated record.